This is a messenger RNA of Blepharisma stoltei, 1837 nucleotides long. The record is from the annotation of a GenBank genome assembly. NCBI's taxonomy places the organism in Eukaryota, Ciliophora, Heterotrichea, Heterotrichida, Blepharismidae.
AUGUCGGGUAUUGCGGCUACAAUAUGCUUUUAUGGAUGCUUUUACGGAUGCUUAGUUUGCUGUGAUGCAUGCAUUUUAUGAUCUUGACUAAAGUCUAACCAAAAUUUUCUAAAGUCAUUGCUUAGAUUUUUUGUGUGACUUAUUAUAAACUACUAUAUUUUUAGGUUUUUUGGCUGAAAUGAAUAUAUAUUCAAUUUUUUUGAAAUAGUGGGAAUUUCAGAUGAAGUAGUGGAACUUGAAUCCUCAGUUUCAAAUUUUUUGGUCAUAAGUUAAGUGCUAUAAGACCAUAAAGCUGAUAGACUUAAGCCUGCCUACCUGGAUUUAACCCUAUCAAACCUUAGGAUUAUCUCCCUAGGUCAGAGCCACCUCCUGCAGAAGUCCGCUAAUCCCGAUGAGCAAAUACUUAGUGAAAGGCAAAAUCUUUCUAGCCAUCUAGCUGGGGCAUGUAAAACCUUCGGAGAGAAAAAAAAUCCUUUUCUGCAAGCAUCCCCAAGCACAAAGACUUACUUCAAAACGUGGUGGGGCACUAUUUAACUUCUUCCUGACGUCCUGCCUGCUCCAUAGCGAGUGUGUGGUUUAGAUCAAUCUUCCAUCGGUAUCACCAUUUGUUUAUUUUGUUAUAAGGUAUGCAAUGAAAAUAUACGAAAUAUUAUCUUACGUAGGGUAUUGGCACUCAACUUAUAAUUGAAGCUUAAUAGUCCCAAUUUUACUCUGGAUCAAUCCACUGCAAACCAUAGGUGACAAAGCAUCUAGUGUUUGCUUACUGCUAAACUGAAAUAUUUUAUAUAUUUACUCUGCGACUCUUGACGAAAACUCUCAAUAUGGAAAAAUAUUUCCUUCUAUAUACCCAAUUUUACAUAUAUUAGCAUCUUAUUGGAUCUAUUGAAAAAGAUAUUCUUUAUUGAGUUCGUCAAAUAAAUCAAAUAUAAAUUGAGGCAUAGGCAUAAAUCAACUUUUAGUAUUUGCUUCAUGAGUUUUCCUAUUUUCUAAGAUAUAUUAUGGAAGCUUAUCAGCUGGAAUCCUUGAAAUCAUAAAGUUAUUAUUUUGGAUAUUUACUGAAUAUAUUGUUCUCUAUCUCGUUCUUGUGAUUUAUGUCCUACUAUUCACCCGUUUUGGAGAUGAAGUUUAUGAAAAUUCAUAUGCCUGUAAGGUCAAAGGCAAAAACCUUCAACAAAUUGGGAAUUUUGCACUAUCAGAGCUAUUUGGAUUCUUUGUGCUUAUUAUCUUGACUAUAUUUUUAUAUUGAACUUAGAUUUAAUUGCAUUAAUUUAGAGUGCUUAAGGUGUCUAACGAUACAUCCUAAAGAUGGGAGAAAGCCAAAAUGGUGGUUCGAGCAUUUCUGAUCAAAAUGAUCGGACAAUCCCAAAUAAACCAUCAACCCGGCACUAUGCCAUCCCCCUUUCUCCAUUUAAUUCAUGUGCUUGCUCUAACUAAGCUCAUCCCCUCGGAUGUGCUGAGUAGUAAAAUUCUGAGCCUCUUGAUGACUGUAGAGCAAUUCCUCUUGCUAUCCCAAAGUUAAACCGCUGUUGUUGUGCAGAAGUUCUCGAGGGAAAAUCAAACCCCAUAAUAAAAGUCCAUGAGAAUAGAAAAUUAGAAGAGCUAAUUUCUCUCGAACCGAAUGCCAUUUUAUUUAUAUUGAACUUACUAUAUUUUAGAUAUUCUUUUUAAUUCUCCUUGGAUACUAACUGAAGGAUUUGUGUUUAUGCUAGCAUAUAUUGCUACUUUAUGAAUGUCAUUUUCAUCGUCAUUUGGCUCUAUUAGAAACAGUGAUGUGUGAACUUGGAACUUUGCUGCAUUUUAUAUGGAACUUACACUGGUUAGAUUUCUUUUUAUUUAA